Messenger RNA from Carlito syrichta (Philippine tarsier), 1789 nucleotides. It is a transcript of the gene PACRGL, whose product is annotated as parkin coregulated like. Bases 326 to 1072 code for a protein of 248 amino acids. The transcript is spliced from 9 exons. The record is from RefSeq and is a predicted model, not a curated record. NCBI's taxonomy places the organism in Eukaryota, Metazoa, Chordata, Mammalia, Primates, Tarsiidae.
CGCUUUCCGCACUUCGGCUGCCCGUGGCGGGAGCGGCGGCAACUGGCUGACCCGGCACGGAGCAGGAGCCCCACUGGGGCGGGAGAGAGGCGUGGUAGGAACUGGCCCCCGGAGCCGUGGACCGCAGGUGCAGGAAUCCCGUCCGAUCUCUCUCCGCCCAGCAGGCUUCCUUGUUCCUGGGCUGUUGCUAGGGCCGCUGGACCUCGUUGCUAAGGCCCCUGGAGAUCCUGAGCUUCGGGAGUGCCCCCGCUUCUUUCCUGGGGUCGGGCUGUGGUCGAGUAUAGCCUUCGUUGUCCUUAAUUGAAACCGGAGUAAAAGGGAAGCAAUGCAGAAAACAGAGUGCUCUGGAGGUACACAGUUGAGAAACAGAGUCACAGGUAACUAUGAUCGAAGGACAUUGUCAAGCACACAGAUAAAGCAUAGGACUACAGUUCAGCAAAGCAAAUCCUCAUCGUCAACCUGUUCUCCAGAGUCUGUAAGAAAACUUCAUCCUCGACCAAGUGAUAAACUUAACCCCAGAACAAUUAACCCAUUUGGUGAACAGUCACGAGCCCCUUCUGCAUUUGCAGCUAUUUACUCCAAAGGAGGUAUUCCUUGCAGAUUGGUACAUGGUUCAGUAAAACACAGAUUACAGUGGGACUGUCCUCCUGAAAAUCUUUCAUUUGAUCCUCUUCUUAUUACUUUAGCUGAGGGUCUGAGAGAGACUAAACAUCCAUACACCUUUGUGUCAAAGGAGGGUUUCAGAGAAUUGCUUUUGGUUAAUGGUGCUCCUGAAAAGGCUGUUCCUUUGCUCCCUAGACUGAUUCCUGUGGUAAAAGCAACUCUGGUCCAUUCAGAUGAUGAAGUAUUUGAAAGAGGAUUGAAUGCCUUGGUUCAGUUAAGUGUUGUUGUUGGUCCUUAUCUAAAUGACCAUUUGAAACAUCUGCUUACAAGUCUUUCCAAGAGACUAAUGGACAAGAAAUUUAAAGAGCCAAUCACCAGUGCAUUACAAAAGCUUGAGCAACAUGGUGGAAGUGGAAGCCUUUUCAUCAUCAAAUCUAAAAUUCCAACAUAUUGCUCCAUAUGCUGUUGAAGAAGAAAGCCAACAAAAGUCAUCUUACUACCUGAUGACAUGUAUCAAACACUGACCACGGGUACCCAUGGAACUUUAUUCAGUUCAUUUUAUUAUUUUGUAAAUCACAGCCACCAUUCAUUAUUUACUGAGUUAAGAUGAGUAUAUACAAUUGCAUUGAAUCAUAAUAAAAGUUAUUCAUCAACAAAAUAGAACAGUUGAUAAUGGAAAGCUAUUAAAAGAAAUUAUUUAAUAGUACAAUUUUCUGGGCCUUUUUCAUAUUUUUCUCACUUGUGUGAAGAACCAUUACUGAGUUUGCAAGAUCAGCUGUGUUUGUAUUUUCUAGUGCCUUUUAAUUUAUAACACCCGUUUUUGCUAUUACUUUGUAGACAUGCACUUAUUUUUAUAGAUAUUUUGCCAUUUCUUGGGUUUUAUAUUUACUGGGGCUAUAGAAAUAUAAAACGGUGGUCAAAUGUUUGUGAAUAUAUUAUUAUUAUUUGUAAAUAUGUAUUUUAUAAUGGAGAAUGCUUGGAAAAAUUUCUUACCAGAGUAUUCCAGUUUAAGAAAUGUUUUCUAACCGUGUAAAUUCUGUUACAAGUAUGUUGUUUAUUACAACUUGUUAAAACUACCUAAACUUUAGGUAUUAAUUGUAUUUAAGUAAAUGUUAUUUUUACGUUUCAUAGCUUGAAAAUACUGAUGUAUACAUAAAGAUAUUCUGAAAUUAAAAUUUUAAACUCA